This is a messenger RNA of Ornithorhynchus anatinus (platypus), 2159 nucleotides long. It is a transcript of the gene OLFML3, whose product is annotated as olfactomedin like 3. The record is from RefSeq and is a predicted model, not a curated record. The transcript is spliced from 3 exons. Bases 130 to 1341 code for a protein of 403 amino acids. Lineage: Eukaryota; Metazoa; Chordata; Mammalia; Monotremata; Ornithorhynchidae. Gene Ontology annotation, biological process: signal transduction.
GCCUCUCUUCCCCCUUCUUUCCCCACCCCUUUCUUGAACCUCAGCGGCUCCUCGGCUUUCUCAUCAGUUGUGCAGAAACACAAGCUACUUUCCUGUCUCCUUCCCUCUGUCCCAGUGGCACACUGCGCCAUGGAGCCCAGGGCUCCCCUCCUUGUCCUGCUCCUCCUUGCCCUGGCCAGGCCCCUGGAGGGGCAGCAGCACCACCUCAUGGAGUACAUGGAGCGUCGUCUAGCUGCCUUGGAGGAACGGCUCUCCCAGUGCCAGGACCAGAGCAGUCGGCAUGCGGCAGAACUGCGUGAGUUCAAGAACAAGAUGCUGCCGCUGUUGGAAGGGGCAGAGAAGGAGCGGGAGGCGCUGCGGACCGAGGCAGAGAGCACGGCUGGGCGGCUGGACAGGCUGGAGCGUGAAGUUGACUACCUGGAGACUCAGAACCCAGCCCUGCCCUGCAUAGAUAUGGAGGAGAAGGUGACAGGGCCGGGAACCAAGACCAAGGGCCGGAGAAAUGAGAAGUAUGAUUUGCUGACAGACUGUGGUGACACCAUCUCCCAGGUGAGAUCCAUGAAGAUCCUGAAGCGGUUUGGGGGUCCCGCUGGGCUAUGGACCAAGGACCCGCUGGGGCCAGCGGAGAAGAUCUUUGUGCUGGACGGGACGCAGAACGACACGGCCUACAUCUUCCCACGGCUGCGUGACUUCACCCUGGCAUCUGCCGCUCGCAAGGCUGGCCGGGUGCGGCUCCCUUUCCCCUGGGUGGGGACGGGGCACCUGGUGUAUGGCGGCUUCCUCUAUUUCGUGCGGCGGCCCCCCGGGGGCCCUGGCGGGGGCGGGGAGGACACGCUACAGCUCAUCAAGUUCCACCUGGCCAACCGGACCGUGGUGGACAGUUCUGUCUUUCCAGCCGAGGGGCUCAUUCCACCCUACAGCCUGAAUGGAGCCACCUACAUCGACCUGGCAGCAGACGAAGAAGGACUGUGGGCCGUGUAUGCCACGAGGGAGGAUGACCGGCACCUGUGCCUGGCCAAGCUGGACCCACAGACGCUGGAUACGGAACAGCAGUGGGACACUCCCUGCCCCCGGGAAGGGGCCGAAAGUGCUUUCGUUAUAUGCGGGGCCCUUUACGUGGUCUACAACACCCGCCCACCCAGCCGGGCCCGGGUGCAGUGCGUCUUCGAUGCCAGCGGCGCCCUGGCCCCCGAGCACGCCGCCCUCGUCUACUUCCCCCGACGCUAUGGGGCCCAUGCCAGUGUCCGCUACAACCCCCGUGAGCGCCAGCUUUACGCGUGGGACGAUGGGUACCAGAUUGUCUACAAGCUAGAGAUGCGCAAGAAGGAGGCAGAGGUCUAAUAGAUCAAGCUGCGGGUUGCCCUCCCUCCAUGUCCCUGCUCCAGGCUGAUGAUUGGGCAUAAGUAUUCCUACUCCCAGAGCCGGGCUGUAUUUCUUAGCCCUUCCCUGGGCUCCCCACGGAUCUUGCAGUGUCCCCACAAUGGCCACAUUAAUUUUAAAAGUCUCUAUUCCCUGACAUGUGGACAAGCCCUCUCCCUUCCCCUCCCUGCCCCUCACCCCAACAUUUAGCCUGUGCUAACUCUUCCCACUGGUUGCCGUAGUCCUGGCCUGUUCCCUCCCACUCCCUCAAAUCAUCCAAAACAGCCUUUGCCUCCAAGGUUCGGGCCCAAAUUCUAGCAUUUUAGGUUCCCUGGGGCAAAUUUUCAUUAACCCUAUACUCUUGCAAAACAGAUUAGAAACCCAGCUGUGUUCAGUGAAAAAGAAGAUGAUAAAGUUUGGACCUCCUCUCUUCAAGCAAGCAUGGUCACCAGGGUUUCACCAUGGAAUUGCUUGGAUCCCCAGGUCUCAGUUCUCAUGUGUUAAACAAAUUUGGGCAGGAUCCUCAUCCCGCUAUCACUGUGCUAAUUCUGCUAAAUCUCCUUCUCUUCCCGAACCCCAGACCCCCGGCUCUGAGAGUGUGGCAGUCAGGAGACUGAGAGAAGUAUAUGGCUCCCAGCUCUUGGAGCCUGGACAAACCAACCAUAGAAUUAAAAAAACAGCAGGUGAUGGAGGGUGUACUUUGGCACUGGGUGUCCUGCCUCCUGGGGUCUACAGCGAUUUCUGAGAAUCUCAUUUUUUGUAUUGUGACAUUUUGCAUUAAAGGAAAAAUCCACCACUCA